Molecule: messenger RNA, 6818 nt
Organism: Cladocopium goreaui
Lineage: Eukaryota; Dinophyceae; Suessiales; Symbiodiniaceae
Source: the annotation of a GenBank genome assembly
GUUUUGCAUUCAAUCCUGAUGCUCCGAUCUUCGACCCAUCAGCUCCCAACAUCGCCACGGCGCCAGAGAACAUUCAGGAGCUCCACUUCCACUGGAUGAGGUCGGCCAGUGAGUGGGAAGCCGGCACUGCGUAUUCAGCCCUUGUCUUGACAUGGUUUGUGGAUCAAUAUAGACAGGGCCAACACAUUUGUCUGCAACCACGCCCUGUGCGCCUUCAUGCAGAUUUUCGACAAUGGACAGAGCAGCUUCGCAGUGCAUGGCCAGAUAGAUCACUGCCAGGGGCACCAGUCAUGAUCCACGUGGUGACGCCUCCACCUCCACAUCUACAAGCAGACAUUGCAGCCCAUGUGAUCAUCGUGCAAAAUCCCCAAGAUGAAUUAUCCACGGUGCUUCUCACAGGCUAUGAUUCGUCCAUUACCACGCUUGGACCAUUCGUGCAGAUGGCGAUCACCACUCAGGAGAAUCUGGUCCUUGACCCGGUCCUGAUGCUCAUCGGAUUAGGCGGAAGAUGUUUGCUUCCAGAUGCUCCCAUGACCUGCACAGCUUGGUACAAUAGAUAUCCAGUAUAUCUUGGACGCCCAUUUCCAAUCCGUGAUGGAUACGGGAUCGUACUCCAGCUUAGCCCAAGGCAGACACAACAGAGCACUUCGAGCGGAACUGCCCUUCUGCAAACCAAUCUUCAAAUUCUCAGAAACCCACAGAUCGAUGACACCACACAUACCCCUUGCGAGCGCCAAACAGCUGAUGCGGUGGCUCAUGCUCAGCGGCCGCAAGUGGGUUCAGAUGAGCUCUUUGACAUCUUUCCAGCCAUAGGACAGAAGCGAUGUCAGGACUGGAAUGACCUACAAGUACGCACUCUGAUCCAGGUGGUACAUGCACCCAUUGAUCCAAAUGAAGUUCCUCCCCCAACUCUUCUGGAAAUGCAGGAGAUUUAUUCAGCACAGGAUGUCGCAGAGGAACUUCGAUCUUGGGGCUUCAAUUACAGAGCCUUUCUCUGCGGAGAACAUGAUGUUGUAUUUGCGCACCCUGCUGAGGGUCAAACGGAAGAGCGCAUCUACAUUUACUGUAACACGAACACAGACGCAGAUGAACCAGUCUUCACUCACCACACCAAACAGAUGCUUUCUGAACAUCAACACAUGCGAUUCCUGUACACGAAGGGCUUUCGAAAAGCUGUCGUCAUGCAACAGGAAACAUGGACACCUCAACUCACAUGUGUCCACUUCAGUGAUGUCUGCCCUGAACAAGAAUCGAACCAGAGAGCGUCCAGACCCAGAACACCGUGGCCUGCGGCACAACCAUGCGGCCCUGACAAUGCUUGCAUGAUUGACAUCGAGCAUUUGGAACAUCAUGAAAAUUUACAAUGCCAACUUGUCUUCGAUGUUGACGAGUUACAUGAGUUCCUUGCUGCCGACAACAGCCACAUUCUAUGGAAGGAUUACCAUCAGUUUGAACUGCCUAGUUUCAUCAGAGAGGCCCUUGACCGAUGCCGAUCUGUUGACAGAAUCGACCGCUAUGUGAUUUUUACUGAUGGAUCUUCCCAAACGUGCCACAAACACAAACCCCCGCUUUGGAUUGCAGAGAAUGACAUCAGCGAUUCAUGGGCAUUUGCAGUGUUUGCAGAACAAUAUGGCACACAGCCUGCCGAACCCUCGACACUGGAGUUCCUGGGGUGGUCAUGCCAAACAGUCUUGUACGACCAGGAUGCAGCACACUCCAUAGGAACUUCUCGCAUUGGAUCCGAUGCAUCAGAAACAGAGGCCAUGGCGCCUCAGCCGCAACGAUGUGGUGCCAACUGUUUUCGUGAGCAGUCAACAUGUGCACGUUUCAGUCUAUCCUCCGACAUCUAUGGAUUGCCACUGCUGCUGACAAAGACAGGGUACUCUGUCCCACCGAUUGCACUUCCUCCGGAUCAACCAGUUUCUACAGUGUUGCCAAAGAAAACUGGCAAGCCUAUGACCUUCAACAUCAGUCUAGGCCAUCUGGGCGUGGAAUUGUGGGUGAAUUUGGAUCAGCCAUACGCCCAGCGAGGUAUUUCCUCUCGCUUCUUCAAACGCUCUGACUUUGUGGUUGUCUCUCAAUCGCCCAGACAUUUACUUGUCCAUGCUCAGAAUGAAGAUCUUGAUUUUUGGCUUCUUAGUGCGCAUGCACCACAUGGAGGAACGGCUCAGGAUGGGAGGGAAUUUUGGUGGAAUCAGAUGUCUCAACUUAUCCAUGAGCAUGUUCGACAUGGAGAUCUACUCACCAUGAUCGAUGCCAAUGCGAGAUCAGGCCGCACAGAUGAGAUCCACGUCUUUGAGAACGAUGACACAGCAAAUACAAAUACAGGACUCUUCAGAGAAUUCCUUGCAGAACACAAUUUGUGUGCACCUGCCACUGCAGCGCAACAUGAAGGAGAACGAACCACAUGGCUUCAUCCAAACGAAGACCGUGAAUAUCGAAUUGACUACGUUUUGGUUCCCACUUCAUGGCAUGCCUCUUGCCUCAAGUCUUGUAGCCUGGAUCAUCUGGACUUUGGACAUUUAGGAGACCAUCGCGCAAUGGCAGUUGAACUUCAAUGGUAUGGAACCACCACGGUGUCUCCAGCGUCUUGCUCUCAUGCCAAAUAUGCGCGUGACAGGAUCCCAACCAUUUCACUUGAGAAUGCCUUGGAAGCGUAUCAACCACUGCUUUGGAAGACAGAUAUCGAGACACAGGUUGACCACUUCAACCACUUCGUUCAGCAGACUCUUCAUCGACAAUGUCCAACUGAACGCCAUGGACCAAAAAAGUCCUACAUCACAGAUCAGAUGUGGCAACUGCGAGCUCGGAAGUUGCAUCUCCAAAGACAGACAAAGCUCAACAAGAAGAAACAAAGGUCAGAACUUCUUGCCAGGAUCUUCUUGGCCUGGAAUGGACAACUUGAUCACGACCGCAUGACUGCAGCCAGAUGUUUUGAGUUCUCCCUUGUCACCAGUGACCUCAAGACAAGAGUGGAACUUUAUCAAGUGGCUUCUCAACUCAGAAGGGCACUGACGGCUGCCAAGCGUACUCAUGUACAAGCAGCGAUCAAUAGCCUCCCUCCAGAUAGUGCGGCGUCUAGCAUCCUGAACACGCUCAAGCCUAUCAUUGGACCUACCAACCCGAAACUCCGCAAAGCCUCACCAUUGCCAAUGAUCUUGAAUGAAGAUGGCAAACCGUGUGCCACGCCAGCGGAACUCAGUGAUUGCUGGGCGACUUUCUUUGGCUCCAUGGAAGGUGGUGAUCGAGUUUCACAUCAAGGUCUUCGACAAGAUUGGCUGAACAAUCUCAGCUCUUUCAUGCAAUCUGAAUUGUCCUUGACUCCUGCUGACAUUCCAUCCCUGACGGACCUGGAAGCGGCAUACCAACGGGUGCGCCCGCACAAAGCAGUAGGAGAUGACCUCAUCCCGCCUGAAUUGUGUCAUCAACAUCCUGUCCAAUUGGCUCGCAUGACCUUCACUCAAUUGAUGAAGCUCUGCAUUCACGGCCAAGAAACAUUACAACACAAGGGCGGAUUAUUGAUCGCCGCAUGGAAACGGAAAGGUCCCCAAAAUGUAUGCUCAUCAUACAGGUCACUGCUGAUAAGCUCACACGUGGGGAAAACAAUACAUCGGGCCGUCAGAGAUCACCAAGCAGAUGUAUAUGAAUCAUUUCUACAACAUCAGCAAGUCGGCGGCAGAAGACAUUUUCCUGUCACCAUCGGUGUUCAUUACAUCAGAGCAGCUGCCCGUAUCGCUCAACAGGCCAAGCACUCCCAUGCUUUGAUCUUUCUUGAUCUCCAGGAAGCAUUUUACCGGGUACUCAGGCCGAUUGCGAUUGGCGGGCACUUGACUGACUCCAUGCUCGCGACAGUGGCGGGGAGAUUGAACCUUCCAGAGGAUGCACUGCGUGACUUGCAAUACAUCUUACAACUCCCAGCGGCCACCGAGACGGCGGGACUUCCUUUGCAUUUGCGACGUGCACUGCAAGCCCUGCAUACCAACACUCAUUUCCGAGUUCGUGGACAAGAAGAUAUUACCCACACGAGGAUUGGUAGCAGACCGGGAGACCCGUUUGCUGAUGUAGUCUUUGGCUACAUGUUCUCCAGGCUCCUUUCUGCAGUUGAACAACGUAUGCAAGAUCAUGGCAUCCUGGAAGAAAUACAAGACCCUGCAGUGCCAGGACUCUUUCCAGAACAUCCUCAUCAACAUCAAGUUCCCCAUGCCAUUCUCGGACCAACCUGGAUGGACGAUCUCUGCAUCACAGUUUCUGCAGAAACAUCCAUUGGAGCUGAACAAAAGGCGAGCCUUGCAGCGGGCCUUCUCCUCGAGGUAUGUAUGAACCAUGGGGUCACGCCGAAUCUCCAGAAAGGCAAGACCGAAAUUUUAUUCACAUUUCGUGGACCAGGAUCUCGCGCUCUCAAACAGAAAUACUUUAGCCCACAACAGGGCUAUCGCAUGACUGUUGUCACUGAGUACGGCACCCAUGAGAUCUCUGUGGUUGGGGACUAUGUCCAUUUGGGUAGCUUGACCCACCACACGGGCCACUCGAGGAGAGAGAUGAGAAGACGUAUUGCCAUUGGCAACAGUGCAUUCAACGCACACCGACGACUGCUGUUUCAGAAUCAGGAUCUGACGAAUCAGAAACGUGCUGAGCUCUUCAUGACACUGGUCAACAGCAAGAUCUCUUAUGGCACCGAGACAUGGGUGCUUGGAGACUUGCAAUCCCAGAAGUACUUUCACAGCGCGAUCCUGCGCCUGUACAAGCGGUUGUUGAAACUAUCUCCAGACAAUGCAGUUCAAGAUGAUGAGGUUUUGAAUACUGCACAAUUACCAGCUCCAGAAGAACUCUUGCGCUUGGCCCGUCUGCGAUACCUUGGAUUGCUAUACAAAUGUGAAGCGAUUACUCCUUGGGCACUUAUUCGCGCUGACGUUCAAUGGACAAGCCAGGUGCAAGCAGAUUUGCGGUGGCUUUGGAAACUUGUCGCCAACACGACAAAGCUUCCCGAUCCCACAGAGCAUUUCGCAGCAUGGGAGUAUGUGCUCCGCUACCAUCGCAGCUACUGGAAGACGCUUCUUCAGAGAGGUCUACAGCUAGCUCAACUACAUCGACAAGAUGACCUAUUGCUGCGCCGUCUUCAUCAUGAUGUUUUUGCGCACUUGGCCCAUUGGGGACCAAUUCCCCAUGCGCCAAUUCGACCACACAUUCCAGUGGAACGUCAGAUUGGACACUAUGGUUGCAUGCAAUGUGAACUUCGAUGCCGGACCAAAGCAGGGGAAGGUGCACACCUAUUCAAAGUCCAUGGUAUUGUUGCCAAAGAACGCCAUUGGAUCACACACACAGCAUGCGAGGUCUGCCUGAAGGAGUAUCACUCCUUUGACAAACUUCAAGCGCACUUGAGAAGGUCCACCAACUGCAGAGCACAGAUGGCUACAAGACCAUCUCGGCCCUUGAUACAGCCAGGCAUCGGGUCCCGUGACAACAAUCAAAGGAGAGCGCAACACGAUGACCUUCUCCCUACACAACAAGCCGAGGGUCCACGCCAACCUCAGCGUCCACCUGGUGAAGUUGCUCGGUAUCACGAGACUCUGUACGAAGACUUGAUUCUCAUGAUCUUUGACUUCGAGGGCUCAGACCCAGCAGACUUACGAGGUCGACUUCGUGCGUGUAUUCAGACCUAUGCGAUUGGCUGGACGCUCACACAGAUCACAAUCCGACAAGUCCUUGAAGAAUUUGGGAAUCUUCAGGAUUAUGAUGCAGGAAUUUCACGUGAGGAACUCUGUGCAGUGCUCAAUUAUCUGGCGGAGCCAUGUGCAUGGAACUUUCUCACAGAGAUCACCUAUGAAGCGGCAGAGACUGACCAUCUUCACCAGCUUGAUCUGUAUGAACAAUGGUGCAUGGACGUUGCGAAUGCAACUACAUCAUGGAAGCCGACUUUGUGCUGUCCACGCCCUCUCUUCCGUGAACGUGUAGUGCUACACGCAUACUCGGGAAGAAGGAGACCGGGAGACUUCCAGUGGUUCCUAGAUGCUCUAGGCAGGCAGCACAAAUUGGAAGGUUUUUAUGUUGUGUCCUUAGAUAUAGUCAUAGACUCUACGUGGGGUGACAUCAGUAACCAACAGACUCAAAAGUUUUGGCUGGACUCGCUCCGGUCUGGAUUUGUCCUCGGCUUCCUGUCGGGACCCCCUUGCUGCACUUGGUCCAUUGCGAGGGGUAAGAAGGUGGCCAAUUCCAAUCGAAAAGGGCCUAGAGUUCUACGCGACCGAGAUGCCCUCUGGGGAUUCAUGUCGGUGUCGCUGAAAGAGAAGCGGCAGCUCUACGACGGGCAUUUGCUUUUGGGGUUCAGUCUGCAUGCAAUGGUCUUGCUUUCAUCAGUUCAAGGGUGUGGAGCACUUGAACAUCCCGCAGAACCAGCAGACGAGAACGCAGCGAGCAUUUGGAGACUGCCUCUCAUGCAGAUGAUCACCGCUCUCCCAGGAUUUCAGCAUUUUGAAUUCGCACAAGGCCUUCUAGGAGCCGACAGUGCAAAGCGUACUGGGCUACUUGCACUGAAUCUUUCUGACCUCCCGACAUUCUUGCGCGGCAACGCCAUUUGCGCCCAUGUCCCGAGAACCCAGACGAUUGGAAUGGACGAAGCUGGCCAGUUCAAGACAGCUAAAUUAAAGGAGUAUCCUCCUGCACUUUGUAAAGCCUUGGCAGAGGGAUUUUUCUCCACUUUUCCACUGUCCACAGAGACAGUGAAGGCAUCUCAUUUACCUCCGGAGUUCCUUCAACGAUGCAAGCACAUGACUUGCACCACCAUGGGCCAGACCAUUGGCGCAGACUACGCAGGUAAUUGA